CAUGGCUGCAGCUUCCAAGGUCUUCCUCUCAUUCCUCCUCAUAAAUUUAUCUUCAUUUUUUAACCCUUGUUUAUGCGACGGCGGUGGCGGCAGCGGCAGCGUCGAUCUUGACCAAAUUCUUCCUGGCCUUGGACAAAAUGCAAUUGCAAAUGCACAAUGCAUGCACCAAUUGCUUCCUUGUCAACCAUUUUUGAAGGCUCCAAAUGAUCCUCCUCCAACAUGUUGUGACCCUUUAAAGGAGAUGGUAACCAAUUCAUCCGAUUGCCUUUGCCAAUUUAUUAACAAUCCUACAAUGAUUCUUUCCUUAGAAGUUUCUAAGGAUGAUAUCAUGAAGCUUCCAAAAGCUUGUGGUAUAAAGGUUGAUAUCUCCAAGUGCAAUGCCAAUGCAGAUUUAUUGCUUUCAGUUGAUGGAGAAACAUCGUCUAAAGGCGCUUCUAAAGAAGGUUCUGCAGAAUCAACCAGCUCAGCAUCUAAAGAAUCUAACGACGCUUCUGUAGAUUCAACUAGCUCAACAUCUACAGAAGCUUCUGCAGAAUCAACUAGCUCAGCAAAACUGAUUACUCCAUAUGGAAUCACUUAUUUUGGUGUACCUGCAUUUGUUGCAUUUUUUACUACUCUACUAUUUUCUGCAUAGUAGGCUUACUUGGGAUACUGGUCAAAAACAUUCCUUAUGUAUGAACUUGUUCUCUGCUGAAAUUUCUCUCUUGAAGCUUGGUUAUGUAAAUUUUGAUGUCAUAUUUAAAAAGGAGUUAAGAAUAUGAAUUCAGAACUAUCAACAAUACUAUGCAUUUUUUAUUUUUAAUGUUGCAGUAGUAGAGAUCCACUGCCAUUAACUAGUGGAUUAUAUCCAGUUUCUAUUAAUUCUUUUUUGAAGAUGGUUUUUCAAUUUUAAGAUUGUACAGUCUUUUUCAAAGCACCUCUUAUGAAAUAUACAACACAUUAUUAUUAGAGGUGUGUUAUUUUGACACAGAUUUUCCAACAAAUUUCAACAACAAUUUAGAUGGUUAAUACAAUUAAUUACGUUCAAUAGAUAGUUGAUGGAUAAAACAAUGCGUCAAUUCAUUAAUCAUCGGCUAAAUACAGUUAAAAACGAUUUUAAAUGUCACUAACCACAAUUUUCGUGUGUAAAUUUGAACAUAAAUCAUGGUUCAUGAAUAUGAAUAUAAUGUAUGGUUGAACAUCUAAAAAUCACAUGCAAAAACAACUUGGAUUCCUAAUAGAUAUAAUUUUUAUCUUGAAAAUUGUUGUUAAAGACGUUCAAAAACGUGGUUAAUUACGUUUGGUUGAUGAUUAAUUACUUACAACAACUGAUUAUAUUCAUUAACCAUACACAGAACAUAAUUAACUACAUAUUUCAAAUGCAUUAAUCAUCUAAAUUGUUGUCAAAUUCGUGUGGCAUGACAUCAUA
Messenger RNA from Medicago truncatula (barrel medic), 1408 nucleotides. Its product is annotated as non-specific lipid transfer protein GPI-anchored 3. The transcript has 2 exons. Bases 2 to 634 code for a protein of 210 amino acids. The record is from RefSeq and is a predicted model, not a curated record. Lineage: Eukaryota; Viridiplantae; Streptophyta; Magnoliopsida; Fabales; Fabaceae.